CAGACAGUGUGAUUUGACCCAGCCCUUCUUCUGCAGUGAAGCAUUUGUGGGUAGCGGGUACAUUUUAAUACCGAAAGUGUCCAACGGCACGUACGCCGCUGAAAUGGCUGAUGCGGCUCCAGAAGGAACAUCCACGUUGAGUGUUGAGAGCAAUGUAACGGCCGCAGAGAUAAACAAGGAUACUGGCGCGGAGAAAGAAAAGGGCCUCGCGUUACCGGAAACGGAGGAGCCACGCAGCAGCAUAACACCGAAAAUGGAAGAGGUGAACGCGGGGCCCUGUGAAGAGAAGCCCGCUGCAGCGGGAGACAAGGCCGAGAAGGAGGCGGUGACAGAGGACAGUGCUGCUGCAACGGUGAACCAGGUGGCGACAGCCGCUCCAGAAGAACCAGAGCUAAAGCAUGAAGUACGGCAAAGCCCCGGAGAAGGUAGUCUAAACAAUGAACCAGCCAACGAUAACGCAUUGAAAGAAGCAAAGGAGGAACCAAGAGAAGACAGCCAUGGUACGGGGAUAAACUGCGAAAAGAGCAAAACAGUUUGUGAAGAUGGUGAGAAACCCAGCGGCGGGGGCGGGGAGCUGGGCGACAAGAGGCGGCCGAGUGUGGAGAUAUCAUCCUCGGAUGGUGAACCGUUGAGCCGUAUGGACUCAGAGGACAGUCUUAGCAGUACCCUGAUGGAGAUGGAGAGCACGGUGUCGAGUGGGCGCUCCACCCCUGCUAUGAUGAACGGACAGAGCAAUGCCAGCUCCUCCGGGGCUAAGACAGUGGCUUAUUCCUGCUGCUGGGACCUCUGUCCGCAGUGCUUCAACUCAAGUCCUGAUCUGGCAGAACAUAUCAGGGGCAUUCAUGUGGAUGGGCAGAGAGGAGGGGUGUUUGUGUGUCUAUGGAAGGGUUGUAAGGUGUAUAACACACCGUCCACAAGUCAAAGUUGGCUCCAGAGACACAUGUUGACCCACAGUGGAGAUAAGCCCUUUAAGUGUGUAGUUGGUGGCUGCAACGCCAGCUUUGCUUCCCAAGGAGGGUUAGCCCGCCAUGUCCCGAGCCACUUCAACCAGCAGAGUUCCUCCAAAAUGUCUGGCCAGGCCAAACUCAAGGAAGAGUCACCCUCCAAAGCUGGACUCAACAAGAGAAAGAAACUUAAGAACCGACGCAGGUGUACUUUACCGAGACCCCAUGACUUCUUUGAUGCCCAAACCAUGGAUGCCAUACGCCACAGGGCCAUCUGUCUCAACCUUGCCACCCACAUCGAAAGUGUAGGCAAUGGCCACAGUGUGGUCUUCCACAGCACGGUGCUAGCCAGAAGGAAAGAGGGCUCUGGCAAGGUGAAGGUCCUCCUACAUUGGACACCGGAGGACAUACUACCUGACGCGUGGGUGAAUGAAACGGAGCGAUCUCAGCUGAAGACUAAAGUUGUACACUUAUCCCAGUUACCGCAGGAUGCUGCCAUGCUGCUAGACCCAAACAUCUAUAGAGCACUUCCUCAAAAGCGGCUGAAGCACAGCCUGUAAGGAGUCAUCUAUGGACUUGAUAAGCUGCCUUGAUACUUAAGGGGAAAUGCUUGUUCACAGGAGGUUUAUCUAUAUGGGAUGGGACACUCUUCAUCUGUCUCUGCUGAACGGGGGAGUGAAGUGGUGAUAAAAGGAAGUAAACUUGGCUAUGCUGACAUUUCUUCUCUCUUCGGUAUUGUAUAUCUGAACAACUGUUGUAGCCAAGUUUGGUGGAAAAUGGGACUAUUUUUUUUUUUUUAAGUUUGUCAAAAACUUUUUUCAUCAAAAACUUAAAUGAAUGUUUUUGUUUUUUAACAAACACCAAACUGAAAAUAUUCUUAAUACCCAAUGGUGUAAAAACCUGUUUUGUGUAAACUUGUCAGAAAAUACAGCAUCUUUUAUAACUGUUUUUUUGUGUGUUAAAAUAUUUAUACAGAUUUGUAACAUAUUUUUAUACCAUGAAAAUGCUGGUGUACUGUGGAUUUUUGUGAAGGUUUGAAUAGAACAAUAUUUACUGUGAUAAUCUAUGUUAACUCUCACUUGUAGGGAUAUUUGUAAUGCAUUUUUAGUUGUAAUAACAUUGUACAUGACAGAAGUCUUAAAAGAUUAUCCUAUUUAUACUUACUGAAUGCAGGACUUUUAACCAUGUGUCUGACAAUGAAGUGUGAGGUUGUACCAUUCAUAUUAGACAAUACUCUUGAUCUUACCCAGUCUAUAGACAGUACAGCAUAGAAAUAACUUGGACAUUUCAGCACACACUUAAAGUGUAUAUCAUACCUUUUCCCUACCACAUCUAACAUGAAAUGCAUAUAUCAUAGAUGUUAUGAUAUUAACAUUACUGCUAUUUAAGCACUCAAAAGCUAUUGUAAAAAAAAAGGUGAUUUCUUCUGUAUGUUGUCCCUGUUGGAAAUGGAAUACUCUGUAAUAAAGUGAAGGGAAACGACAGAUGUUGAUGAACACAA
Molecule: messenger RNA, 2445 nt
Organism: Etheostoma spectabile (orangethroat darter)
Lineage: Eukaryota; Metazoa; Chordata; Actinopteri; Perciformes; Percidae
Product: zinc finger protein aebp2
Exons: 9
Coding region: 104-1504 (466 amino acids)
Biological process (GO): regulation of transcription by RNA polymerase II
Cellular component (GO): ESC/E(Z) complex
Source: RefSeq, a predicted model, not a curated record